Malania oleifera is the source of this 1699-nucleotide messenger RNA. RefSeq names its product PHAF1 protein At3g51130. NCBI's taxonomy places the organism in Eukaryota, Viridiplantae, Streptophyta, Magnoliopsida, Santalales, Ximeniaceae. The coding region runs from base 194 to 1417 and encodes 407 amino acids. The record is from RefSeq and is a predicted model, not a curated record. The transcript is spliced from 14 exons.
AAUUUGGGGGAAAAGAAACAAUUUCACAGUGUCAUCAUUUAUUCAUAGUAAUUAUCGAUUUCGUGCGCGUGGGCACAUAGCCAGCCAUAUUGGUGCCGAACCGUGCACGAUACAGUUCCCGCAUUUAUAUGCACUCGGCCGGAGAGGUUUUUGGGGACUAGAAAAGCCGGCGAACAACCGAAGCAACGAAGGGAUGCUCCAGAGACCCAGACGAAGGUGCGAAGGCACGGCCAUGGGAGCCAUCGUUCUCGAUCUCCGACCUGGCUUCGGAAUCGGUCCUUUCUCCCUUGGUAUGCCAAUAUGCGAAGCUUUUGCUCAAAUAGAACAGCAGUCUCAUAUUUACGAUGUUGUCCAUGUGAAGUACCUCGACGAGGUUUGUGAGCCUCUGAAAUUGGAUAUAGUUAUAGGCUUUCCAGACCAUGGGUUUCAUCUGCGUUUUGAUCCUUGGUCACAGAGACUACGACUUAUUGAAAUUUUUGAUGUCAAACGUCUUCAGAUGCGCUAUGCCACCUCUUUGAUUGGAGGGCCGUCAACUCUGGCUACUUUUGUGGCUGUAUAUGCACUUUUUGGGCCAACAUUUCCAGGAAUUUAUGACAAAGAUAGAGGUGUUUACACUCUAUUCUACCCAGGGUUAUCCUUUGCAUUUCCAAUUCCGACACAAUAUACGGAUUGCUGCCAUGAUGGAGAAGCGGAGCUGCCACUAGAGUUCCCAGACGGAACUACUCCUGUUACAUGUCGUGUCUCCAUAUAUGAUGGCUCUAGAGACAAAAAAGUGGGUGUAGGAUCCUUAAUGGACAAGGCUUCUGCCCCUCCCUUGCCAGCUGGAAGCCUCUAUAUGGAAGAGGUGCAUGUUAAGCUUGGUGAAGAAUUAUGGUUUACUGUAGGUGGCCAGCAUAUUCCUUUUGGUGCAUCGCCACAGGAUGUAUGGACAGAAUUAGGACGUCCUUGUGGAAUUCACCAAAAGCAGGUAGAUCAAAUGGUGAUCCAUUCUCCCUCUGAUCCUCGUCCGCGGACAACUCUCUGUGGUGAUUAUUUUUAUAAUUAUUUCACACGUGGCUUGGACAUACUAUUUGACGGACAGACACAAAAAAUCAAGAAGUUUGUUUUGCAUACAAAUUAUCCGGGGCAUGCAGAUUUCAAUUCAUACAUCAAGUGUAAUUUUGUUAUCUAUGCUUCUGACUUUGGGGGUUCCUUUCAGGAAUUAAAUUCGUCCAAACACAAUAUUACACCAAGCACAAAAUGGGAGCAGGUGAAGGAAAUCCUUGGAGAUUGUGGUCGUGCUGCUAUCCAAACACAAGGAUCUUCUAGCAAUCCUUUUGGAUCAACUUUUGUUUAUGGCUAUCAAAAUGUUGCGUUUGAGUGUUUGCAGGUUAUGAAAAAUGGAUAUAUUGCUACUGUAACUCUCUUCCAGUCGUGAAGGAUGGGUUGUUGCCCUCAUGAUGGUUGUCUAGAUGGGCUAUGUACAGUCAAAUUGUUUUUUUAUCAUGCUGGCAGGGGCAGUUGUAAUUGUACAUUAUGUAAUGAUUUGUACAGUUGAUUCAUAGUGCCAUACCAUGCGUGUAAUUCACUGGACGUGUGUUCUGAACUAAAUUAGCACAGCGUUUGUACAUCAUGUUCUUGGCUCCGCAAGCUGAAUGAUUGUUUUUAUGGCAUGUUUGAUUAACAUGAGUCGAGACUGGAAUGGAAUCGCAGUUCCAAA